GGCUGCAGUAGAGCAGAGGCAUAGAACAGUGGACAGAUACAUAGAUACGGCAGCAGUACAUGCAAGAGAGAAGGGAGAAGCAGCGAAUGAGAAGAGAAUUUUUUUUUUUUUUCUUUCACUGUAUUUUUGCUGUUGAAUUCGCUUCUUUCACAGUUCACACCCAAUAAUACCUGCAGAUACGAAUGCCCUUUUUUUUUUUCUCUUUUUUUUCUUUUCUUUUCUUUUCGCCACUACUGUUGUUGGGUUAGAAAACGUAAAGGUGCAUAACAGAUAGUAACGCAUUUUUCUUGAAUCUGAAACAAUCUAUAUACUGAGAGUGGUAGGUUGAGGGGGGCGGGGAAGAAGCCAUGAAGGAGAGGGGCAAGGCUGUGGAGACGUACGGUGGGAGCUGCUUUGCGGACUACUACUCUACAUCCGAUCUUCCAUGCAGAAAACACCCAUCUUCGUCUUCUGUGGGGAUCUGCGCUUAUUGUCUCAAGGAUCGUUUGAUCAAGCUUGUGUGCUCCGACUGUGGGGAGCAGCGGCUUUCUUCUUGCUCAUGCUCUGAGAUUUCUUCCAUUCCCAAUUCCUGUACUGUGGAGGUGGGGAGCGUUGGGAGGAUCUCGUUCUUGAUUGAGAACGAGAGGGGUGAGGUUUCGCAUUCGAAUUCGAAGCUCAAGAGCGAGGAGAAAUCGGAGCAGGUCGUGCUGCUCAAGAGGAGUAGCAGCAGCAGUGUUGAGAUCAAGAGAAGUAGGUUUUGGGGAAUUGGGAGGCUCUUCAGGAAGAAAAGGGACAAGGGUUUCGAUGAUAAGAGUGAGGGUUGGAUGUUUGAUUAUAUGGGUGUGUCUAGGUCUAGGUCUCUCUGCAGUUUCAGAGGUGGUGGAUACAACGAAUCAGAAGACGGCGAUUUGGCUCACUCACACGCUAGAACAUCUGGCGUUAAUGGAGCUCUACCUUUUGAUUUAGAUAAGAAGAGCGGUUUCAGCGAAGAAGAAGCAAGAAGAAGCGGCUUCAGUUGCCCUGAGAAGAAAGAUUAUGAUGCUUUAGACUCCAAAACUGGUCUUGAUUUCAAGGCUGUGAAGAAGGGUUCCAGCUUGUUGGAGCUCGAGACUCGUCUCAAAGGCGCAAAACGAAGCGGUUUUCCAUUAAAGGAAAGCGAUUUCAGCGGCCUAGACGACUCAGGCUUCAUCGAUUUGAAACUCGAUUUCUCAUCAGAAUCAAAGCCGGACAUCUUUUCUCUCAAAAUGGGUGCUCUCUCAGAAUCAGGAUCUUGUUUCAGCAGCAUGAGAGGCGGUGGCCAUGAUCAAUGUGGAGGUUGCUCCUUCGGGAAUUUAAUAGGAGACGACGAUGGAGCUUUCAGUAAUGGCGGAACUUCAUGUAGGAUUACAGUGAAUGAGAGAGGCAUAAAAAAGGGUAGGAAAAGCUUGAAGGUGUGGAGAUGGAUUCUCAGGAACCACCCCAGUUGGGUUAGCACCACUGCGAGAAAGAAGAACGAAGAUCAGAUAUUGAAAUCCUGAAUCAGUACUGAGACAGAUGAAGGGGCUACAAGGAUCAAAGGAGAGAGAACUUUUUGUUCAAAAGGCCAGAGAAUUUGAUGUGUAUUUUAUAGUCUCUCUUCCUUGAAAAUUUUCCUGUAUUCACUUGAUUGAGUUCAUGGCUGAAUCUUAAUCCCAUCAAAAGAGAAAAGGUUUGUGAAUUAUGAAUGAUGGUUAAACAACACCAAAUAUGUACGUCUUCAAAUCAUAUAUUUUACUUGACAUUUUUGCUAAGCAA
Vitis riparia (riverbank grape) is the source of this 1752-nucleotide messenger RNA. RefSeq lists its product as uncharacterized. The coding region runs from base 348 to 1496 and encodes 382 amino acids. The record is from RefSeq and is a predicted model, not a curated record. The transcript is spliced from 2 exons. NCBI's taxonomy places the organism in Eukaryota, Viridiplantae, Streptophyta, Magnoliopsida, Vitales, Vitaceae.